This is a messenger RNA of Penicillium vulpinum, 1527 nucleotides long. RefSeq names its product putative MFS sugar transporter. Gene Ontology annotation, molecular function: carbohydrate:proton symporter activity. The record is from RefSeq and is a predicted model, not a curated record. The coding region runs from base 1 to 1527 and encodes 508 amino acids. The transcript has 5 exons. Gene Ontology annotation, biological process: carbohydrate transport; transmembrane transport. Gene Ontology annotation, cellular component: membrane. NCBI's taxonomy places the organism in Eukaryota, Fungi, Ascomycota, Eurotiomycetes, Eurotiales, Aspergillaceae.
AUGGGCCGCUUUACCAUGACCCGCAAGCGGGCGUACAACUGGUACAUCUCUUGUGUCGCAGCAUCAUGCAUGGUGCUCUACGGUUACGAUGCGUCCGUGUUUAACUCCGUCCAGGGUUCUAAGAACUGGCUGGCUUGGAUGAACCACCCAAAUGCCAACACUAUCGGCUCAAUUAAUACAGCAUACACGGUCGGCGCUAUUUUCGGUGGUUUCUUCCUGGGAGGUCCAUGUGCCGAUUUCCUGGGCCGCAAGCUUGGAAUGGCCAUUGGCUGUGUUUUGGUUAUCGUUGCCACAUUUAUGCAGACCUUUUCUCCUCGUCACGACCUUGCUUGCUUCCUUGCAGGUAGAUGCAUCAUUGGUAUUGGUCAGGGUAUUGCAUUGACUGCUGGCCCUAUCUACAUUGGUGAGCUGGCUCCACCAGAGAUCCGUGGUAAGAUCAUGACCUUCUGGCAGAUGUUCUACUCUGUUGGAUCGUUCAUCUGCUUCUGGAUUAACUAUGCCUGCACCAAUAACGUUGAAAAGUUGGGCGAGUGGGACUGGAGACUGGUUGUUAUUUUCCAACUUUUGGUCCCUACUCUGAUCCUUGCUCUUCUGCCAACUGUUCCUGGCAGCCCUCGGUGGUAUGUCAAGAAAGGCCAGAACGAGAAGGCCCGUGAAGCUCUUUCAAGAGUUCGUGAUACCGAGGAGGAAGUUGAGCGUGAACUGAUGGAAAUUCGCGAGGCACUCGAAUACGAGAGGGAAGCUAUCUCUAGCAACUACUCUGCUCUCUGGAAGGACAAGUCGCUCCGCAAGCGCAUGGUUCUGGCUCUGAUUCUCAAUGCCGGUCAACAGAUCACUGGACAAGGCUCUCUCAACUCAUACUCUACCAAGAUCUACCAAAAAGUGUUUAGCAGCGACAGUCAAAUUGCUCUGAUCAACGCCUUGAACUCCACCUUUGGAAUUUUCUUCACCUUGAACGCUAUCUGGAUUAUUGAUCGUUUCGGAAGAAAGUUCCUUCUGAUUGUCGGUGGUAUCGGCAUGGGCUUGUGCAUGAUUAUUGUCUCUGCCGUCGAAACUGAAACACCCGUGCUCGCAAACGGAUCCAAGUCGGAGCCUGUUGGUAUAGCGAUUGUGUUCCUUCUGUUCUUGUUCAUCUUAUUCUACAAACCAUCUUGGGGUGCAACUGUAUGGAUUUGGACGUCCGAGGUUUUCUCAAUGAACGUCCGCGCCCAAGCUGUGGGCAUGGCAUCGCAGACUCAGAAUGUCGCCAACGCCAUCGUCCAGCAAUUCUUCCCUCUUUUCCUCGAGAACGAGGGCUUCUAUGCCUUCUACAUGUUUGCGGGUAUCAACUUCCUACUUGCUGCCUUCGUUUGGUUCUUCAUCCCCGAGACCAAGAUGGUUCCUCUCGAGGAGAUCGAUACUCUGUUCGGUGGUGCCAACCACGUUACUCAAGGAGAGGAGGUCAUGGCAAACCAGAAGGCGGCUCGGAUCGGCCACGAAGAAAACGAGAAGGCUGAUACUGUUACUGUGGAGCAUGCUAAGAACUAG